AUGAUAAAUGCUCCACCAAAGAAAGCAGCCACUUCUGGGUGGACCCAAAUACCAGAUGAGUUGUUAAUUAUGAUUAUGCAAAAAUUGACAUUACCAGAUAUGAUUCGGUUUGGCUGUGUCUGUUCAUCUUGGAGAUCUGCUUCAGCUCCAGCUCGUCAUGGAAAGCUUCCCUGGUUAAUGCUUCCCUAUGACACUCUAGCCAACGAUGGUGCCUACGGUUUCUUCAGCCUCUAUGAUCAGCAAUUUUACAAGCUUCAACUACCAGAAGCAGCAGGAGCAAGAAUCCAUGGAUCUUCCCAUGGUUGGCUUGUGACAGUGCACCCUGAGUCUGGUAUUCAUCUCUUACAUCCCUUCAGUAGAGUGAGAAUACAGCUUCCAAGUCUUAGCACAUUUCCAGAUGUUCUGGGCACUUUCUACUCAAAUGAAGGUGGCAUCACUUAUGUAUUAAGCUCAUCAAAGGGUUGCAGAGCUGAAUAUGGUUUCAAAUGGAUGCGUGAUGCCUAUAUAGGUAAGUUCACCCUUUCCUCUAGCCCUUCUCCUUCUUCCUCUUCAGACUGUAUAGUUGUGGCCACCUAUGGAGAGAGAAGAAAAUUGGCUUUCUGCAGACCCUGGGACAAUAGAUGGACUGCUGUGAAAACACCAUGGGACUCUUAUGAAGACAUUAUCUUUCACAUGGGAAGGCUCUGUGCCUUGGACUUGCAAAGGCGACUUGUAGUUUGCCAUAUUGGUUAUUCUUCAAGAGUGUUUGAAAUUAUGCCACCCUCAACUAUUACCUGUGGUUCGCAAUGGGAGUAUCUGAUGAGUAGGGCUGGUGAACUGAUGAUGAUUUUAAGAGAUGUGAAAUGGAUUUCUGAUGCUGAUGGCCCUGGUAGGGACUGCUCUUGUGGGCUUUCAGGUAAUGAUGCCAUGGACAUUGCCAACAACAAUGAAGUUGAUGAGUCUGAUGAUCACUAUGACAGAGAUUCCAGUGAUAAUGACAUUUUUCUUUGUAAGACAGUAGGAUUCAAGGUUUACAAGCUCGACUUCAAUUCGCGUAGGUGGAUCAGAGUGAAGAGCUUGGGAAAUACAAUGGUUUUCUUGUGUGAGAGUAAUUUGUUAUCUCUACCUGCUUGCCAUUUUGACAGGAACAGAGGGGACCACAUCUAUUUCAUUGAUGAUAGCUGUGAUACUUAUACCAGAGAACAUAGAGAAGGAGUUUAUGAGCUCUGUGCAUUUAAAAUGGUUGAUCAGACCAUUGAAACAUAUUUCAGAACUGAUAACCAGAUGAAUAUGCCCACACCCAUCUGGGCCGCACCCUAA
Messenger RNA from Macadamia integrifolia, 1299 nucleotides. RefSeq lists its product as uncharacterized. The coding region runs from base 1 to 1299 and encodes 432 amino acids. Lineage: Eukaryota; Viridiplantae; Streptophyta; Magnoliopsida; Proteales; Proteaceae. The transcript has a single exon. Gene Ontology annotation, molecular function: protein binding. The record is from RefSeq and is a predicted model, not a curated record.